AUGGAUUCAACUGUUCCAUUCCAUUGUCCUUUCAUGGAUUCAGCAACUAUUUCUCAAGAAAUCUUUCAAGCGAUAAUCAAGCCAAAUCGCUCUCUCACUUCUAAAGAUGCAUGGCUUCAAAUUGAGUGUUUAUUCUGUGAUCAAGUCAGUUCUCGAACACUUCAACUCAAAGUCCAGUUUCAUAAUCUUAAGAAAGGUAGUCUUUCCAUUAAUGAAUAUGUCCAUCGUCUCAAGUCCGUAGCUGAUGCCUUAACUUCCAUUGGAAAUCCUAUCUCUGAACCCGAUCUUGUCUUCCAAAUUCUCUCUGGCUUACCUCCAAAAUAUAUGUCUGUGAGCACCUCUAUUUUCACUCGUGUUCCUCUUCCUUCCUUUGUUGAGGCACUUUCCCUUCUAUUUCUCUAUGAAUCUCAAUUAAGCAGUUUCUCUAGUUCUUCUACGGAUAAUGUUACCACUGCUUUUGUGGCCAAGCAACAGUCUUCUUCCUCCUAUGGUCGUCGACGUGGUCAACAAAACAAUGGUGGUCGCCAUUCCAAUAGUGGGCAUUGA
Molecule: messenger RNA, 546 nt
Organism: Lycium ferocissimum
Lineage: Eukaryota; Viridiplantae; Streptophyta; Magnoliopsida; Solanales; Solanaceae
Exons: 1
Coding region: 1-546 (181 amino acids)
Source: RefSeq, a predicted model, not a curated record